Charadrius vociferus (killdeer) is the source of this 1589-nucleotide messenger RNA. RefSeq names its product clusterin associated protein 1 (gene IFT38). The transcript is spliced from 11 exons. NCBI's taxonomy places the organism in Eukaryota, Metazoa, Chordata, Aves, Charadriiformes, Charadriidae. Gene Ontology annotation, biological process: cilium assembly. Gene Ontology annotation, cellular component: intraciliary transport particle B; centrosome; cilium. Bases 6 to 1220 code for a protein of 404 amino acids. The record is from RefSeq and is a predicted model, not a curated record.
CAGAGAUGAUGAGGGCACUGGGGUAUCCCCGACUCAUAUCCAUGGAGAACUUCCGUACCCCAAACUUCAUGCUUGUUUCCGAAGUGCUUCUCUGGCUCGUGAAAAGGUACGAACCUCAGACUGAUAUUCCUCCUGAUGUGGAGACAGAACAGGACCGGGUUUUCUUCAUUAAAGCAGUGGCUCAGUUCAUGGCUACCAAAGCUCACAUAAAGCUCGACACUAAGAAGCUUUACCAGGCAGAUGGCUACGCGGUGAAGGAACUGCUAAAGAUCACCUCUGUGCUUUAUGGUGCUAUGAAUACCAAGGGAGUGGAACGCGCAGACCUGAGCGAGGAAGACAGCAGCAAGUUCAAGUUUGAUCUUGGCUCAAAAAUUGCUGACUUGAAGGCAGCUAGACAGCUUGCUUCCGAAAUCACCUCCAAAGGAGCGAGUCUGUGUGACUUACUUGGCAAAGAAGUUGAAUUGAGGGAAGCAAGAACAGAAUCUAUUGCCAGACCUUUGGAGAUCAAUGAGGCUGAGAAGAUGAUGAAAGUUGCCAUUGACUGUGUUCUGGAACAAGUCCAAAAGACUAAAGACAUGUUGAAUAAUGUGGCUUUGGAUGAAGCCAAUUUGGAAGCCAAGAUUGAAAAACGAAAAUUGGAACUGGAAAGAAGUCAGAAGAGGCUACAGACGCUACAGAGUGUUCGGCCUGCUUUUAUGGAUGAGUAUGAGAAGAUUGAGGAGCAACUGCAGAAACAAUACAGUAUUUAUAUAGAAAAAUUCCAUAAUCUGACCUACAUGGAGCAACUCCUGGAUGAUCAUCGUAGGACAGAGCAAGAGAUGUUUGAGGAAACAGCAAACAUGCUACGUCUUACGCAGAACAGGCUGAAGGAAGAGGAACAGCACCUGCUUAAGAGUGGAAAUAACGAUGAUUCUGACGUAGAGAUUCAAGAGGAUGUAGGAUCCGAUAGCGAAGUAGAAGACAGGCGGAUCAUGAAGCAGCGCGCCACCACAGAAACACUUCUGCAAGGAAGAGCUGGCGCCCGGAUUGUGGGGACAAUGCAAGGUGGAGACACAGAGGAAGAUGAGGACUCGGGGGAUAGUGAGAUUGACCUGGAUGAAGAUGAAGAGGAGGAGGAGGAGGAGGAUCUGGAAGAUGACAGUAUGGAAAUCUCCCCGAGCAAAUCCAGUCACCGAGCAAGGAAGCCAGAGCCGCUAGAGGAGAGUGAUAAUGACUUCUGACCACUUAGUAGCGGGACCAGGAGGCAUCUGGAAAUAUAAACUUUGGAGAACAUGCAGGCCAGGAGCUAAUAUCCCGCCAUUUGAAAAGUGCUUGUCAGCACGAAUUCAAGAGUUGGUAAAUAAUGUUCAUUAAACUUGAAAAUUAAACUUGGAUUGCCAGGCUUGUGACUCUCAAAGCGUGAGCAGUUUAUCCGUAAUGAGAAUCACAGUAAUGUGGAGUGUGGUUAUUUCCAGAAUUGCAUUAGAACUGGCCCUCAUGCGCUCCAGUGCCAAAAGUCGCACUCCAGCGAGUAUCGUGUGCUUGAUUUCCCUGCAUUUUAUUAUGUCCAAACGGAUUUUUUUGGCUUAAUAAAACUGGAUGAAAAGCUG